Molecule: messenger RNA, 2246 nt
Organism: Odobenus rosmarus divergens (Pacific walrus)
Lineage: Eukaryota; Metazoa; Chordata; Mammalia; Carnivora; Odobenidae
Gene: MTMR1
Product: myotubularin related protein 1
Exons: 15
Coding region: 198-1910 (570 amino acids)
Biological process (GO): phosphatidylinositol dephosphorylation
Molecular function (GO): phosphatidylinositol-3,5-bisphosphate 3-phosphatase activity
Source: RefSeq, a predicted model, not a curated record
CUCGGGGCGCUGGGGGCCCCGCCGCCGGCUCCCGGCAGCCCAGCGUGGAGAUUCUGGACAGUCCUACAGGAUCACAUGUUGAAUGGUGUAAACAGCUUAUAGCUGCUACAAUUUCUAGUCAGAUUUCAGGUUCAGUGACAUCCGAAAAUGUAUCCAGAGACUACAAGGCUCUAAGAGAUGGAAAUAAGCUGGCACAGAUGGAAGAAACGCCACUCUUUCCAGGAGAAUCCAUCAAGGCCACUGUGAAAGAUGUCAUGUACAUCUGCCCAUUUAUGGGAGCAGUGAGUGGAAGCCUGACGGUGACUGACUUUAAGAUGUACUUCAAGAAUGUAGAAAGGGACCCGAAGUUUGUCCUCGAUGUUCCCCUUGGUGUGAUUAGCAGAGUUGAGAAGAUUGGAGCGCAGAGCCACGGGGACAAUUCCUGUGGCAUAGAGAUUGUGUGCAAGGAUAUGAGGAACUUGCGACUUGCUUAUAAGCAGGAAGAACAGAGUAAACUUGGGAUAUUUGAAAACCUCAACAAACUUGCAUUUCCUCUUUCCAAUGGGCAGACACUCUUUGCAUUCAACUACAAAGAAAAAUUUCCAACAAAUGGGUGGAAAGUUUAUGAUCCUGUAUCUGAAUAUAAGAGACAGGGCUUGCCAAAUGAGAGCUGGAAAAUAUCCAAAGUGAACAGUAACUAUGAGCUCUGUGACACCUACCCUGCUGUCAUUGUCGUGCCAACUAGUGUGAAAGAUGCUGACCUUUCAAAAGUGGCAGCCUUUCGAGCAAAAGGCAGAGUCCCGGUGUUAUCGUGGAUUCAUCCAGAAAGUCAGGCAACAAUUACCCGUUGCAGCCAGCCACUUGUGGGUCCCAGUGAUAAACGCUGCAAAGAAGAUGAAAAAUACUUGCAAACAAUAAUGGAUGCUAACGCACAGUCUCACAAACUUAUCAUCUUUGAUGCCCGACAAAACAGUGUCGCUGAUACCAACAAGGCCAAGGGUGGAGGGUACGAGAGUGAAAGUGCUUACCCCAACGCGGAGCUCGUGUUCUUGGAGAUCCACAACAUCCACGUGAUGAGAGAGUCCCUGCGUAAACUGAAAGAGGUCGUGUACCCUUCGAUAGACGAGGCGCGGUGGCUCUCCAGCGUGGACGGGACGCACUGGCUGGAGUAUAUAAGGAUGCUUCUUGCUGGGGCAGUAAGGAUUGCUGAUAAGAUAGAAUCUGGGAAAACUUCGGUGGUGGUGCACUGCAGCGAUGGUUGGGACCGAACAGCCCAGCUGACGUCUCUGGCUAUGCUGAUGUUGGACAGUUACUACCGCACCAUUAAAGGGUUCGAGGCUCUCAUAGAAAAGGAGUGGAUAAGCUUCGGACAUAGGUUUGCACUGAGAGUAGGCCAUGGCAAUGACAACCACGCGGAUGCUGACCGAUCCCCUAUAUUUCUUCAGUUUAUUGAUUGUGUUUGGCAAAUGACAAGACAGUUUCCUUCAGCAUUCGAGUUUAAUGAGCUAUUCUUGAUCACGAUUUUGGAUCACCUGUAUAGCUGUCUCUUUGGGACUUUUUUGUGCAACUGUGAACAGCAGCGAUUUGAAGAGGAUGUAUAUACGAAGACUAUAUCUUUAUGGUCAUAUGUCAAUAGCCAGCUUGAAGAAUUUUCUAAUCCUUUCUUUGUGAAUUAUGAAAACCACGUCUUAUAUCCCGUUGCUAGUCUGAGUCAUUUGGAACUAUGGGUAAACUAUUAUGUGCGGUGGAACCCACGAAUGAGGCCUCAGACGCCCAUUCACCAGAAUCUCAAGGAGCUGCUGGCCAUCAAGGCGGAGUUGCAGAAGCGGGUGGAGGACCUGCAGCGGGAGGUGGCCACACGCGCCUCGUCAUCAUCCGAGCGGGGCUCCUCGCCGUCCCACUCGGCCACCCCCGUCCACACCUCCGUCUGAGGGGCUCCAGAGGACAGCACUCGCGGUGACCCCGGCCAGCCAGGACCUCCUGCUCGGCGGCUCGGGCAAGAGACGGUAGCUUGUGAUCUUGUCUUUUAGGAUUAGGCCCAACGUCCUCCAAGCCUGGAUGGCACUUCCCACCAGUGACCAUUUGUGUGGCUAGGUGACCACGCCCACUGUCCUCAAGUGCUUUUUGUUUCGUGAGCCCGUUCCCUCCUGCCCACGCCAUCCUGUGGCGGCCGCCUGCCGCAUCGAGCCCGCGGACCGCCUGGCUCUGGGGCCCGGGAGAGGCGCGGGAGCAUGGAGCGCGGGGCUUCGGGUCAAGGGGGCCCCACU